Messenger RNA from Mesoplodon densirostris (Blainville's beaked whale), 1155 nucleotides. RefSeq names its product dopamine receptor D4 (gene DRD4). Bases 1 to 1155 code for a protein of 384 amino acids. The record is from RefSeq and is a predicted model, not a curated record. Lineage: Eukaryota; Metazoa; Chordata; Mammalia; Artiodactyla; Ziphiidae. Gene Ontology annotation, molecular function: G protein-coupled receptor activity; dopamine neurotransmitter receptor activity, coupled via Gi/Go. The transcript is spliced from 4 exons. Gene Ontology annotation, biological process: adenylate cyclase-inhibiting dopamine receptor signaling pathway; adenylate cyclase-activating adrenergic receptor signaling pathway. Gene Ontology annotation, cellular component: plasma membrane.
AUGGGGAACCGCAGCGCCGCGGACGCGGACGGGCUGCUGGCUGGGCGCGGGCCCGGCACGGGCGGCGGGGCGGGGGGCCCCGGGGCGGCGGCGGCGCUGGCGGGGGGCGUGCUGCUCAUCGGCGCGGUGCUCGCAGGGAACUCGCUCGUGUGCGUGAGCGUGGCGGCCGAGCGCGCCCUGCAGACGCCCACCAACUACUUCAUCGUGAGCCUGGCGGCCGCCGACCUCCUGCUCGCCCUGCUCGUGCUGCCUCUCUUCGUCUACUCCGAGGUCCAGGGCGGCGUGUGGCUGCUGAGCCCCGGACUCUGCGACGCGCUCAUGGCCAUGGACGUCAUGCUGUGCACGGCCUCCAUCUUCAACUUGUGCGCCAUCAGCGUGGACAGGUUCGCAGCGGUGGCCGUGCCGCUGCGCUACAACCGCCAGGGCCGCGGCGGCCGGCAGCUGCUGCUCAUCGGCGCCACGUGGCUGCUGUCGGCCGCGGUGGCGGCACCCGUGUUGUGCGGCCUCAACGACGCGCGCAGCCGCGAUCCCUCCGUGUGCCGCCUGGAGGACCGCGACUACGUGGUCUACUCGUCCGUGUGCUCCUUCUUCCUGCCCUGCCCGCUCAUGCUGCUGCUCUACUGGGCCACGUUCCGGGGCCUUCGGCGCUGGGAGGCAGCCCGCCGCGCCAAGCUGCACGGCCGUGCAACCCGCCGCCCCAGCGGCCCCGGCCCGCCGCCCCCCGACGCCAUCCCGGCCCCAGACUGCAUCCCGCCCCCCGACGCCCCGACGCCCCCCGACGCCAUCCAGGCCCCCGAUGCCGCCCCGCCCCCCGACGCCACCCCAACCUCGGAUGCCGUCGUGCCCCCGGACGCCAUGCCGGCCGAACCCCCGCUGCGGGCCCGCAGGAGGAGACGCGCCAAGAUCACGGGCCGGGAGCGCAAAGCUAUGAGAGUCCUGCCUGUGGUGGUCGGGGCCUUUCUGCUGUGCUGGACGCCCUUCUUUGUCGUGCACAUCUCCCGGGCGCUGUGUCCCACGUGCGCCGUGCCCCCGCGGCUGGUGAGCGCGGUCACCUGGCUGGGCUACGUCAACAGCGCCCUCAACCCCGUCAUCUACACCAUCUUCAACGCCGAGUUCCGGACCGUCUUCCGCAAGGCUCUGCGCCUCGGCUGCUGA